UCCCUGGUUGCUCUGCUGCGCGGUCUGUCGCGCUGUAAUCGCGCUGUAAUCGGGUUGUGGGAGUCCCGCAGGCAGGACUCAGGGACACCCAAGAAACAGAAAUGGACUCAGUAGCCUUUGAGGAUGUGGCUGUGAACUUCAGUCUUGAAGAGUGGGCUUUACUGGAUCCUUCACAGAAGAAACUAUACAGAGAUGUGAUGAGGGAAACCUUCAGGAACCUGGCCUCCAUAGGAAAAGGAUGGGAAGAAAAUGACAUUGAAAAUUACUAUCAAAACCAGGGGAGAAAACUACGAAGUCAAAUGGUAAAGAAAGUCUGUGGAAGUAAAGAGGGUAGUCAAUGUGAAGAAAACUUCAGCCUUAUUUCAAAUCACAAUCUGAACAAAAAAACCACUGGAGUGAAACCAUGUGAAUGCAGUGUGUGUGGAAAAGUCUUCAUGCAUCAUUCAUCCCUUAAUAGACACAUCAGCUGUCACACUGGACACAAAGCAUAUAAAUUUCAAAAAUAUGGAGAGAAGCCAUAUAAGUGUAAAGAGUGUGGUAGAGCCUUCAGUAAUCUCCAGUAUUUUGAAAAACAUGAAAGAAGUCACAGUGUAGAGAAAACCUAUAAACAUAAGAAAAGUAGGAAAGCCUUUAGUUGUCCAUGUUCACUUCAAUUACAUGGAAUAACUCUCACUGGAGACAAACCCUAUGAGUGUAAACUAUGUGGUAAAGCCUACACAUCUUACAGUUUCUUACAGAAACACAAAAGGAUUCAUACAGGAGAGAAACCCUAUGUAUGUAAAAUAUGUGGUAAAACCUUCCAUUGUUUUAUUCAUGUUCAAGCACAUGGAAGAACUCAUACUGGAGAGAAACCCUAUGAGUGUAAACAAUGUGGUAAAGCCCACAGAGAUCCCAGUUCCUUGAAAAUACAUGAAAGAAUUCAUACUGGAGAGAAACCCUAUGAAUGUAAACAAUGUGGUAAAGCCUACAGAGAUCACAGUUCCUUAAAAACUCAUGAAAGAAUUCAUACUGGAGAGAAACCCUAUGGAUGUAAAAUAUGUAGCAAAGCCUUCACUUAUCCCAGUUCUCUUCAAAAACAUAAAAGAACACAUACUGGAGAAAAACCUUAUAGAUGUAAAAUAUGUGGUAAAGCCUUUAGUUCUUCCAGUCAGGUUCAAGUACAUGGAAGAACUCACACUGGAGAGAAACCCUAUGAAUGUAAAAUAUGUAGUAAAGCCUUCAGUUCUUCCAGUUAUGUUCAAAUACAUGAAAGAACUCACACUGGAGAGAAACCUUAUGAAUGUAAAAUAUGUAGCAAAGCAUUCACUUAUCCCACUUCUCUUCAAAAGCAUAAAAGAACACAUACUGGAGAGAAACCUUAUGAAUGUAAACAAUGUAAUAAAUUCUUCAAAUUUUACAGUUCAUUACACAUACACAAAAAAACUCACACAGGAGAGAAACCCUGUGAAUGUAAGCAAUGUGGUAAAGCUUUCAGAGAUCACAGUUAUCUUCAAAAACAUGAAAGAACACAUACUGGAGAGAAACCCCAUGAGUGUAAGCAAUGUAGUAAAGCCUUCAGAGAUCACAGUUCUCUUCAAAAACAUGAAAGAACACAUACUAGAGAGAAACCCUAUGAAUGUAAGCAAUGUGGUGUAGCUUUCAGUUUUCACACGGAUUUCCAAAUACAUAAAGGAACUCACACGCAGAGACACUAUGAAUGUAAGAUGUGUGAUGAUGCAUUCAGGUAUCCCAGUGAUCUUGGAAUACAUGAAAGAACUCACACUGGUGAAAAACCCUAUGAAUGUUAGCAAUGAAGGUAAAACCUACAAAGGUCACAGUUCCUUAAAAACAUGUGAAAGAACUCAUACUGGAGAGAAAUCUUGUGGAUAUAAAGAGCAUGGGGAAGCCCACAGACAUAGCAGUACCUUUCAGAGAGGUACAAAAUGACAGUCUAGAGAAAAACUCUGUGAAUAUAAGUAAUUUGGAAAAGCCUUCAGAUAUUGACAAGUUUUAAACCCAUGAAAGGAAUAACCUGGAGAGAAAUCAUAUGCAUUAAAAAAUGUAGUAAAGCAUUCAGUUGUCUUGGUUAUCUUUGAAAACAUGAAAGAAAGCUCACUGGAGAGAAACCCUUUGAAUGUACACCAUGUGGUAAAGCCUACAGAGAUCACAGUUCCCUCAAAACAUGUGAAAGAACUCACGCUGGAGAGAAAGUCCAUGAAUGUAAGAAAUAUAGAAAAGCCUUCAUUGAUCACAAUCUUUAGAAAAUGCAUGACAAGGCACACUGGAGAAAAACUAUAUAAAAGUGCAGAAUGUGGGAAAGGCUUCAAUUAUUCCAUUUCCUAUCAAAAGUACAAAAGGACUCACUGGAUAAAACCCCUUGAAUGUAAACAAUGGGAAAUGCUUGAAUUGACCCACAUUUUUACAUAUGAAAACUCCCAUGUUAGAUAAAUAGAAAUGUUAGUAACAUGAGAAAGCUUGGUAGAAAUUAAUCUAUGCAUAAUGUGCCAGAAAAUUUUCAACAUGAAAGAGCUCUUAUUAAAGUUGUAGAUAUACUGUGCUUUUAAACAUUUUUUAAAGUGCAUCAUUGGAGUAUGGAUUUCUACUAAUUACUUUCAGAAAUGAAUAGUCAGGUGUGAUAACUCUGAGAGAUAUAUUUUUUCCCAACAAUAACACAUAAGAUUAAUGGGUAGUAGUUUUCCUUUUUAAUUAAAUAUUUAAUAUUUUCUCACCAUUUUGAAGCCUGGUAGAUCCAUGGUGAAUUGAAGUGUAUUUCUUAUAUACAGGUAGGUUAAAAUUUUUAUAAUGUAUUUUAUUUGUUCAGUAUUGGGGGUCAGUAUGUUUUCAAUUAUGUUUGCUUGUAUGUGUAUUUUUUUUGUCAAAUGAACUCUUCCAUAGGUGUUUCAUAGAAAUACUUUAUGAACUGUUUUCUCAGCUGUUGUAUGCUAUCAAAUACUGAGCUUUUCAUUUCCUGAGAAGGUAUGUUAAAAAUGUCCCGUUAUAAUUAUGGAUUUUCAAAUAAAUUUUGCAAAUCUCUUUA
This is a messenger RNA of Miniopterus natalensis, 3016 nucleotides long. RefSeq lists its product as uncharacterized. Gene Ontology annotation, biological process: regulation of transcription by RNA polymerase II. The record is from RefSeq and is a predicted model, not a curated record. Gene Ontology annotation, cellular component: nucleus. NCBI's taxonomy places the organism in Eukaryota, Metazoa, Chordata, Mammalia, Chiroptera, Miniopteridae. Gene Ontology annotation, molecular function: RNA polymerase II cis-regulatory region sequence-specific DNA binding; DNA-binding transcription activator activity, RNA polymerase II-specific.